Messenger RNA from Xiphophorus hellerii (green swordtail), 688 nucleotides. RefSeq names its product histone H1-like. Lineage: Eukaryota; Metazoa; Chordata; Actinopteri; Cyprinodontiformes; Poeciliidae. Gene Ontology annotation, cellular component: nucleosome. The coding region runs from base 56 to 688 and encodes 210 amino acids. Gene Ontology annotation, molecular function: structural constituent of chromatin; DNA binding. The transcript has a single exon. The record is from RefSeq and is a predicted model, not a curated record. Gene Ontology annotation, biological process: nucleosome assembly.
UUAUAAGUCCCGCCUCUCGCUCUAAGUUUGACACAAGAUCGAUCGACUCAGAAACAUGACAGAAAUAGCUCCGGCGGCUAUCCGAUCCUCGGCAAAAAUCCCGAUGAAGAAGUCCACCUCCCGGACCAAGAAGGAUGGACCCAGCAUCUCCAAACUCAUCGUGGACGCCGUGGCCGACUCCAAGGAACGUAAAGGGGUUUCUCUGGCGGCGCUCAAGAAACUCCUGGCCAGGAAUGGCGUCGAUGUGACCAAGUCCAACAAGCGCAUCAACAGCGCUAUUACCAAGCUGGUGACAAGUGGAAGCCUGAGCCGGACUAGAGGGACCGGAGCAUCCGGGUCCUUCAAGAUACCUAAGGCUAAGAAGAAGAAGCCCAAAACCGCAAAACCAGCGAAGAAGGCAACUCCGAAGAAGAGGAAGGCUCCCGCCAAGGCAAAGAGACCAGCCGCCAAGAAGUCACCGAAAAAGUCACCGGCGAAGAAACCAGCCAGGAAGUCUCCAAAGAAGGGACCGGCAAAGAAAGCAGCCAAAAGGGUAAAAGGGAGCCCCAAAAAGAGCACCAAAAGGAGCCCCAAAAAGAGCCCGAAAAAGGCCACAGCUAGGAGGCCGAAGCCAGCUAAGAGGCCGGCAGCCAAGAAAACGCCGGCAAAAAAGCGCCCAGCUAAGAAGGCUAACAGGAGCUACUGGUAA